Messenger RNA from Dichotomopilus funicola, 1926 nucleotides. RefSeq lists its product as uncharacterized. Gene Ontology annotation, molecular function: ATP binding; nucleic acid binding. The record is from RefSeq and is a predicted model, not a curated record. NCBI's taxonomy places the organism in Eukaryota, Fungi, Ascomycota, Sordariomycetes, Sordariales, Chaetomiaceae. The transcript has a single exon. The coding region runs from base 1 to 1926 and encodes 641 amino acids. Gene Ontology annotation, cellular component: mitochondrion. Gene Ontology annotation, biological process: mitochondrial large ribosomal subunit assembly.
AUGUGGAGGACGGCCCGCGAUUCGGUAUGUUUGUUCUGCCGCUCGGCAACAAGACCCCGGACCGCCCUCGUCGAGACCCCGCAGACGCAGUCAUGGCUCGGACUUCGAGCCUUUGCCACACGGCCCCACGAACCCAGAGACCGUCGCCCAUCGCGCAUGGUCUUAUCCGAUCGAGUAUCACAAGGGCCACGGUCUCGCGAUGGCCCAAAACCUCGCCGUGAGGUCGACGGGCCCUGGUCGGCCACCAACCGGACCGUUGCGAAUAUCGACCCCGACCGACGACGAGGAGGAGAAGGGAGAGGAAGAGGAGGACCGCCAUCUCGAGGAGGCCCCCCCGGACGGGACCGCGGCGGUACUAGGGAAAGAUACCUGGGGGAAACACGAGACAAAGACGCCACUCGCUUCAAGGCCCUCAAGAUGCAGCGCUCCCUCGCCAGCGUUUCGUACCGCGAACGGUUGACCGUCAAGAACCGUAUCUCCGACGUCGAUUCGUUUGACCAGUUCAACCUGCUUCCGCCCAUCCAAGAGGCCAUUCAGAACGAAGUGCUGAAGGGUAUGGUGGAUAUCAAGCCGACGCCCGUCCAGAGACUCGCCGUUCCCGCGCUGAUGGGGCAGCCCAUCGGCCGGCAGGAGCGAGAGCCCGAUCCCCGCCAGAGCCAGAGGAGAGCGGUUGAGAAGAGAAGGGAAGAGUUCCUGUUGGCUGCCGAGACAGGCUCCGGCAAGACGCUGGCGUACCUGCUGCCUGUUAUCAAUGCUUUGAAGGAAGGCGAGGCGGGCGACGAGGCGGUUGCAGCGUACGAGAAGCGGCUGGCGGCCGAGCAGGAACACCGCGGGGGUGCCCCAGUGUCUGAAUGGAUCGACAAGUUCGAACCACACCCAAAUCACGCCCGCCCGCGCGCCAUCGUGUUGGUCCCCACAGCCGAGCUCGUCAGCCAGGUCCUCACGACGGCGAAAAAGAUCUCCCACGUUGCCAAGCUCAAGGUCCGCGGCAUCUCGGCCACCUACAACCCGCUCAAGAUCGAGCGCAACAUGUACAGCCACGGCGGCAUCGACAUGAUCGUGGCGACCCCGCAUCUCCUGGCUUCCAUGGCCGACAGCGACCCCAACAUCCUCUCGCGCGUGAGCCACCUGAUCGUCGACGAAGCCGACUCCCUCUUCGACCGCUCCUUCUCGGCCGAGACCUCCAAGAUCCUCGACCGCGCCACGCCCUCGCUCAAGCAGCUCAUCCUCUGCUCGGCCACGAUCCCCCGCCACCUCGACAACUACCUCGCCGCGCACUUCCCCCACAUCCGGCGCAUCGCAACCCCCAACCUGCACGCCAUCCCGCGCCGCGUGCAGUUGGGCGUCAUCGACGUGGCUAAGGACCCGUACCGCCACAACAAGCUGCUAGCCUGCGCCGACGCCAUCUGGACCAUCGGAAAGGACGCCGCCAUGCACGAGGGCGCGAGCAAAGACGAGGUCGAUGUCAAGCGAAUCAUGGUCUUUGUCAACGAGCGCGAGACCACCCAGGAAGUCGCCGACUACCUCCUCUCCCGCGGCAUCGACGCCAUCGCCAUGCACCGCGACACCCCCGAGAACCGCCAGAGCGAGAUGCUCGCCAGCUUCACCAGCAACGCCCCUCUAUCCACGAAGGCCGACGGCUCUGAUGCUGGUUCUUCCCCGGUCCCAUCUGCCGCUAGACGCUUACCCAACACCAAGGUGAUCGUGGCUACGGAUCUGGCGUCGCGGGGUAUUGACACGGUGGCUGUCCGGCAUGUGGUGCUUUUUGACGUCCCGCAUACGACCAUCGACUUUAUCCACCGGCUGGGCCGGGCUGGGCGCAUGGGUCGGCGUGGACGGGGUGUGGUGCUGGUGGGCAAGCACGAUCGGAAGGAUGUGGUGGCCGAGGUGAAGGAGGCUAUGUUUAUGGGGCAGGCUUUGAUUUAG